Owenia fusiformis is the source of this 2559-nucleotide messenger RNA. The record is from the annotation of a GenBank genome assembly. Lineage: Eukaryota; Metazoa; Annelida; Polychaeta; Sabellida; Oweniidae.
AGUUUAAAAUUUACUUGUAAAUAUUUUGGGAAUCAUAAUUAAUUCGGAUACACACGUAAUCGAAUGUAAGACGACUCAAAGAGAUAUGAUAAUCUAGUUCAGGAUUAAAAAGCCAAAGUAUCAAACCAUGACCAAGACGAUGCAAUGAUAAGGUGAAGAAAAACCACCGACAAAAUCACAAGACGAUCAAGGGAUGUAUUUCAUUUUGGAUUUAACACUAGGAUGAUCACAAAAUAUGCCAUACUAUGUGCGUAUGGCCUAAGUAUCAUCAUUCAGUUCGCUGCCUGUGGGUAUGUUAGCGGUUAUCACGACGGGUAUAGGGGGUUCUCCCGUCGACGCAAUAAUGGCCUACCGGUAUGCGGGCUGAGCGACUGCAAAUAUGGAACGUGGGGAGCUUGGACACCGUGCAGAAAUGGCAACGAAUAUCGCUUCAGAGAAAGCAUUUUAAGAAGAAACUGUAUUGGGAAGUGCCUUGGAGCUACUAUCGCAUCCCGAAGUUGCAAUGGGGCACAACAAAUUCAAGUACCCAGAGUGUCCAAAUAUUCAGUGACUGACUUCUGCAAAGGGAAAAAUAGUGGUCACUAUGCGGAUCCCUUGGACUGUGCAUACUUUAUAACAUGUAUCUUUAAAAAGAGCGUACGACGGAAAUGCGCAACUGGAACUGUGUGGAACCAGAAAAUACAGGGGUGUGACUACAAGAGCCAAGUACAAUGCAACUUAAAACAGCCAAGUAAUGUUAAACCUGUUGGUGUUCAUCUUGUGAGGACAGUUCAGACAACAUUUCGUGACAGACAGCACAAGACGACACUUCCAGUUACUUAUAAACCGCAUGUGCCAAAGGAGUCUUCAAAGACAUGCUUUACAAAAUUCCAACAGAUUCCUCAAAACGCUACAGUGAGAGAGGGAGAGACUGUUAUGUUGGGGUGUUCCUCUAAGGGUUCCACAAUUUCAUGGACGAAAAAUGGAGGUACCAUCCCAAAAUCCAUCACGAUGACCCCUGAAGGUCACCUAAAGCUUUCACAGGUGGAACUAUCAGAUGCUGGGUCAUAUACUUGUAUCGCAAAGUACGAUGGCUGUAGAGCUGAGAGAAGGGUCUGGUUGAGAGUUCGCAAACGCUUUAAUAAUGAUCCACCUAGGAAGGUCUAUCAUGGAUCACUCAAAGAAGUUUGUGGGAGACCAGUUGUUAACACUCCAAGUAUGGGUAAACCGGAAGUUAGAAGGGGUCUGAUUGUUGGAGGUAAUGAUGCUGAAAAGGGGUCUUCUCCAUGGCAAGUCAUGCUUUGGGAGGCAACUGCAGGCCCCUUCUGCGGAGGAGCUUUAGUUUCCAAACAAUGGUUAGUUACUGCUGCCCAUUGUUUCAGGGAGUUCCCUGAACAGUAUAAAAAAGAAUUGACAAAGGAUAAUCUUGUGAUAAAGCUGGGUAAAUGGGACAGAGAGGAUGACGAGGCCUAUGAGGUGACACUGACUGCAGAAGAGUUUGUUAUACACCCUGAUUUUGACCAUGAUCUCUAUGAUAAUGACAUUGCCCUGAUCAAACUGUCCCAACCUAUAGAGUAUUCAAAUUACAUCCUGCCUAUUUGUAUAUCAGACACUGAGUUUGCGAGUGAUAAUUUGUUCAAAGCUCAAACAUUUGGGACGGUGACUGGAUGGGGUGCUCUGGCCGGAUACAACGCUCCAAGACCACGGUUCCUCAACGAGAUAAGAUUACCGAUUGUAAACCAGAAAACAUGCAAGUCUUCAACAGGGUUCAAAGUGACAGAAAAUAUGUUCUGUGCUGGAUACAAACGGGAAAUUGUUGGAGACGCCUGCGAGGGGGAUAGUGGGGGACCGUUCAUUAUGAAACACGAGGACCGUUGGUAUCUAGCAGGACUGGUCAGUUGGGGAGAGGGAUGCGCACUGGAGGGAAAGUACGGAUUUUACACUCGUGUCAGCCAGUAUUACAACUGGAUUACUAGCACAUUGCAGUCUUAGAAAUCAUGUAGAAAUGUUCAUAUUUAUUGUUUUCUAAUUAUUUAAUGAGAUACCUUCUGUUUUUGCUCAAAACUUAUCAGAACAUUUUACUCCUAGUAAACACUUAUGUAAACAUAUUUUAAUUCCAAAAUGUACACAUAAGAUAAUAUAGAACAAAACUAAUGCAGUGACAUUGUUCAGUGAUGUCCAUAUUCAUAACAAGAUAUGUAAUUUGCUUCAUUUGUUUCAUCUCAAAUAACGAGGUGGUGACAAAUGACUGAAACUGUAAAACUAUGUACAUGUCUUAUAAACGUUUAAUGUAUCACUCAUCUUGGUAAAGUAGUGUUUAUUGUAUUAGUAUUUAAUGUCUGAUCUCGGCUCAUUGUCAAAAAUAUUCCACGGGCCCAUGUAGAUAACAAUACAAGGACGAUAACUCAUGGGGACGAUAAUUUCUUUCCACCAGGCGCAACAUUACAAGGAAGCUUCAUAAGUCCAUAUUGUUACAUUUAUAGUUUUUAGUACUGAAUAACCUUUGGAAAGUGUCAUGUUAACUUAGUUCUUUACUUCAUAUUCCAGAGUAGUGUCUAUUUAUUAGAAGAAUCAUAGAUA